Messenger RNA from Cornus florida, 2673 nucleotides. Its product is annotated as receptor-like protein EIX1. The transcript has 2 exons. Gene Ontology annotation, molecular function: protein binding. The coding region runs from base 1 to 2673 and encodes 890 amino acids. The record is from RefSeq and is a predicted model, not a curated record. NCBI's taxonomy places the organism in Eukaryota, Viridiplantae, Streptophyta, Magnoliopsida, Cornales, Cornaceae.
AUGAUCAUUGGAGAAGUGUUCUUUAAACAUUUCUACGUGUGGGUUGCUGUGGUUUUACUAAUAUUAUGCAUGGAAAUGAAACCAGGUCUUGGAUCAUUGACUACUUCAAGAGUUGGAGAUGAUGCCAAAGUGAGGUGCAUAGAGAGGGAGAGACAAGCUCUCCUUGAGUUUAAAGAAGGGCUGAUUGAUGAUUAUGGCAUUCUCUCAUCUUGGGGGAGUGCAGAAGAGAAGAAAGACUGCUGCAAAUGGAGAGGAGUCCGAUGUAGCAACAGUACCGGUCAUGUCAUCAUGCUCAAUGUUCAUGCCAAAUUUUAUCUUCAGCCUUUGAGAGGUAAGAUUAGUCCUUCAUUGCUUGAAUUGCAUCAUUUGAAGCAUUUGGACCUCAGUGUCAAUGAUUUUAAUGGGAGCCGCAUUCCAGAAUUCAUUGGUUCCUUUAGCAGAUUAAAAUACCUCAAUCUUAGAGAGACUGGUUUUCUCGGCACGAUUCCAAAUCAGUUUGGGAAUCUUUCCGAAUUGCGUUAUCUAGAUUUGCGCUUUAAUGGAUAUUUGAGUGCAAAAAGUGUAGAGUGGGUUUCUCAUCUCUCUUUAUUAAAAUACCUUGACCUGAGCUAUGUUGAUCUUAGCGAAGCAAUAGAUUGGAUGGAAGUGACCAAUAAGCUCCCUCUGCUAACAGAAUUGUACUUAUUUGACUGUGAACUCCACAGUAUCAUUCCUCCCUCACUUCCAUUGAUAAAUUCUUCUGCGUCUCUUGCUGUCGUUAAUCUCUUGGGCAAUCAUCUGACUUCUUCAAUAUACAAUUGGUUGUUCAACUUCAAUACCAGCCUUGCUGAUGUAGAACUUCCUUUUAACAAUUUACAAGGUCCCAUCCCUGAUGCUUUCGGAAACUUGAAUUCCCUUGCCUUACUUCAACUCUCCUUCAAUCAACUUGAAGGCGGGAUUCCAAAAUCCUUGGGGAACUUAAGUAGUUUACGAACAUUAGAUUUGAGUCACAACAACUUAACAGGACAGAUUUCCGAGUUUGCUCACAUGUUGUCUGGAGGUACAGAGAAGUCAUUGGAGAUUUUAGAUCUUGGUGGGAAUCGACUUGGUGGUUCAUUGCCUGAUAAUAUCUCAACAUUUUCGUCCUUGAGGAGAUUGCAUCUUGCUGAUAAUCAGUUGCAUGGGUCUUUACCAGGAAGUUUGGGACAACUUGGCACUCUCGUUUCGGUAGACUUGUCCUUUAAUCAAAUUACUGGGUUAUUUCCUAAUCUCACUGCAUUUUCUUCAUUGAAAGAGUUAGUGCUUGCAAACAAUCAGUUGACUGGAACACUACCCAGAAGUAUUGGACAAUUCUCCAUGCUGGAACGUCUUGAUGUCUCUUCAAAUUUUUUGGAAGGUCCAAUACUACCAUUUCCUCCCAAUGUCACAUUAUUGAAUUUAUCCAGAAAUAAGUUCUCUGGGUCAAUUUCAUUCUUAUGUGCGGCUAUCAAUGAGAAGGUCAAGUUUAUUAUGUUCUCAUAUAACCAAUUGUCAGGAAAGCUUCCUGAUUGUUGGAUGCAUAUGAAAGAAUUAGUCGCUCUUGACUUGGCCAACAAUAAUUUGUCUGGGAAAAUUCCACAAUCUUUCGGAUUCCUCACUAAGGCUAAGACCUUGCACCUACGAAACAAUAAUUUCAUUGGGGAAUUGCCUUCGUCCUUGAAAAAUUGCAGAAAAUUAAUAACUUUGGAUGUGGGAGAAAAUAAAUUAUCAGGAAAAAUACCAACCUGGAUUGGGACACACUUGACAAGUUUAAUUUUUCUUUGUCUGCGAUUGAAUAAGUUCCAUGAGCACAUACCUCUAAAUAUAUGCCAUCUGAACUCUAUUCAAAUCUUGGACCUCUCACAGAACAAUAUAUCGGGAAUUAUACCGCAGUGCUUCAAUAAUUUUGCAGCUUUGGUUCGGCGGAAUAAAUCAAUAGAAAAUUUUUCUUUUAUUUAUCAAGUUCCUGAUGCUGAUAAUUUUGAUGUUGUGUAUCUAGAAAAUGCAUUGGUGCUAUGGAAAGGUCAAGAAUUUGAGUACAAAAAUACAUUAGGACUGAUAGGAAGCAUUGAUAUUUCUAGCAAUAGUUUAGUAGGGCAAAUUCCUGAAGAAAUCUCAUGCCUUGCAAAAUUAGUUUCCUUGAACCUAUCGAAAAAUUCUUUGACUGGACAUGUUAUUCAAAAGAUUAGUGAGUUGAAAAUGUUAGAAUCUCUAGACUUAUCUAGUAACCAGCUUUCUGGUGAGAUUCCUGCAAGCAUCACUCAUUUAAACUUUCUUGCUGUAUUGAAUUUGUCGAAUAACAAUUUGUCCGGAAAAAUUCCAUCAAGCACUCAGCUUCAGAGCUUUGAUGCCUCCGCAUAUGCUGGAAAUAAUGAACUUUGUGGGCUUCCUCUUCCAAAUACGUGCCCAGGAGAUGAAACAACUCUUGAUCCUUCGGUUACCAAUCGUGGUAAAGACAAUAUCAUUCAAGGAGAUGAGGAUGGGUUUAUAAACCAAGAAUUUUAUAUCAGCAUGGGGCUAGGUUUUGGUGUUGGAUUUGGUGGUGUCGUUGGCACCUUACUUCUCCAACGUUCAUGGGAACACAUCCUUUUCAAGCUCUUGAACAGCACAAAUGAUUGGCUCUAUGUGACAACAGCAGUGAAUAUGGCGAGAUUGAGGAGGUGGCUUCAAAGCUAA